This is a messenger RNA of Diospyros lotus (date-plum), 1533 nucleotides long. Its product is annotated as zinc finger protein 11-like. NCBI's taxonomy places the organism in Eukaryota, Viridiplantae, Streptophyta, Magnoliopsida, Ericales, Ebenaceae. Bases 453 to 1223 code for a protein of 256 amino acids. The transcript has a single exon. The record is from RefSeq and is a predicted model, not a curated record.
CUCUCUCUCUCCAAUGUUUAAUUGUUUCCUAAUGUUCCCGUCUGUUUUCUGAUAUCCAUAUGACAGUCGAAUCAGAUUAUCUCAGUUUGUACAAAGCACUCUCAGCGUACAAGACAGAAGCAAAAGGACCCACAUCAGUGUUUUUCUAAACCAUAGCUUUCCUCCUCACAAAGAGACUCAUGAGAUAGGAAGGAGGAUACCCAUUAAAGUGACUGUGUUGAAGCCCAGCAAAAUUCCAAAAAAGGUUGGAAGCCUAAUCUACAGUGCCGAAAACUUCACCUUCCGCCCCAAGUAAGCCACAAUGAAGAAGACAUUUCUUGCUUCAGCUUAAUCUCCUUUGCAACAAACUGGGUCCAGAAUUUCCAUCUCCCAUCUGCCUCUAUUCACUUCCAUUCUUCUCUUCUAAAGCUUUGUACGUAGCAGAGUUUAUUUGAUCUUCUUGUUUAUUUGCAAUGGAGCAAGCGAGGUACUCGUUGUGUUCCAAGGAAAGACAUGGCUUGAAUUUGAAUUCUUAUAUUCAUCAAGUGCCAGCCAACCCUUUGUGUGGCGAUUCCUGGGAAGAACAAGCUUUCGCAGAAGAUGCAGCAGGGCCGCUCGGCGGCUGUAUAUGGCCUCCAAGAUCUUAUUCUUGCAGCUUUUGUAGAAGAGAAUUCAGGUCGGCUCAAGCUCUGGGAGGUCACAUGAAUGUCCACAGAAGGGACAGAGCUAGACUCAAGCAGUCUCCGAAUCCUCAAGAUCACGAAGCUCUUCAUCCUCACCAUCAAAAUUACCAAACCCUAGCUCUGAAAUAUCCAUCUCAGGUUUGUUCCAUGGUUCAAAACCCUAACCCUGAAUCUAGGGCUUCACCUCCGGCUACAGAAGGGAUUAAUCCCAAUGAGAAGCCCUUUCUUCCUCUUUUCUCCUCUCCUCCGCCGCCAUGGUCAAACUUGGAUGGGGACAAAUAUUCUCAUGUCCUGGAUCUGAACGAUGAGGAGAAUAAGAACUCAAAACUUUCAGGGGAAGAAAACAGUGCAGACGAGGAUUGUGUCACGGCAGAUUUAUCUGUAAACUUGAAUUUGGGUGUCGGCCAGAAACGCCGAAUUUCGUCCGGAGCCGAGGAAGCUAUGAGUUGCCGGAAACGGAUCAGAAUUGACCAUUCAACACCAUUACUUGAGCACCGAUCGAGUUCCAUAGAAGAGUUAGAUCUUGAGCUAAGGCUUGGCGAUCGGCCAGAGGUGAAGUAGAACUGGAACUAGAUUAACUUAGAUCUCUAGUUCCGUAGAACUAGUUGUUUUCUUCACUUUCUGUUGGGUGUUUUUGUGUCCUAUCUUUUUCUCCUUCCCAUUUGAUCUAAAAGCCAAGGCUCUCUAUUUCUCGUGGUAUUUGGUAUUUGCGGAGUGCAAAAAUAACCGCAUAGUUAUCGAUCUUUCAUAUAUUAACAUGCAAGACUCCCAGUCAACUUAAAUUUGCUUUGUGUUAAUCGCAAUUGGAAUAUAUCGGUAUUAGCUAGGCAUUCUUGCCAUGGAGAUCACUGACAAAAUAUGUUGAUAGUGU